Vitis vinifera (wine grape) is the source of this 1063-nucleotide messenger RNA. RefSeq names its product thioredoxin-like 3-1, chloroplastic. The transcript is spliced from 5 exons. Gene Ontology annotation, cellular component: chloroplast stroma. The record is from RefSeq and is a predicted model, not a curated record. Bases 332 to 889 code for a protein of 185 amino acids. NCBI's taxonomy places the organism in Eukaryota, Viridiplantae, Streptophyta, Magnoliopsida, Vitales, Vitaceae.
AAAAGGCAGUCCAUAGUGGUUUCCAUAUUGUGGGCCCCAAAUUUCUUUCUCUCUCAACUCACCUCUCCUUUGGAUAAGCUCCUCCCCCAACAAUUUCUCUCCCAUUUUCGAAACCACCGAAAACAUGGCCAAACAAAUACGCACCGUAUAGACCAAAUAUCCGAAACUAAAAGUUCUCAAACUCCCAACCUUCAUAUCAUCUUUCCUUAUCGGAAAACAUGAUUUUCUUAACCUUUUUCACUGACCCAUCAGUCUAAACGCCUCGUCUCCCCCGAUCGAUUCAGUCUUUUCUCAAGAGGGUUUUGAGAAAGUGGAGAAUUGAUUCAAGAGAAUGUCUAUUUUGGCUGCAAAUACCCAUAUUGUGUACAGAGAAGUGCUUCUCAGAGACCCACAAAAUCAGUUGUCUGGUGGUGGGAGUUGUUUGUUUUGGUCAAGGUCUCCUGGGUUUGGAGUUGAUGGGAGAAGAGGAGAGUGGAGGAAGACGAAGAAGAGGGACUUUAGAGUAGAGGCUUUUUGGCCAGAUAUGACUAGACCCAAUGUUAUAGAGAUGCAGCCCAUCAAAGAUUGUGACCAGCUUGAUCAGAUUUUGGCCCGGGCUCAAGAGCUCCCCCAGCCUAUCAUCAUUGAUUGGAUGGCUGCUUGGUGUAGGAAAUGCAUAUAUUUGAAGCCUAAACUGGAAAAAUUGGCAGCCGAGUAUGAUACCAAAAUCAAAUUCUAUAGUGUGGAUGUCAACAACGUCUCGCAGGCCCUGGUGAAGCGCGGAAACAUCACUAAAAUGCCAACCAUUCAGCUGUGGAAAGACGGGGAGAUGAAAGCUGAAGUAAUUGGAGGGCAUAAAGCUUGGAUUGUGAUAGAUGAAGUGAGAGAGAUGAUAAAAAAGUUUGUGUAAUUUAUGGUAUACCAUUACCCUUUUUACAGAGAUCCAUGUCUGUACAGUACAACACGUACUACUCAUUCCAUCUAGCCUUCCUUUAGAGUUAAUCAAAGGAAUACUUGUAGGCUAUUAUAAUGGCCAAACAGUACGGGGUUCCCUGUUUUCCUGAGAAAUCACUGCAGUAACUGA